Molecule: messenger RNA, 1274 nt
Organism: Sesamum indicum (sesame)
Lineage: Eukaryota; Viridiplantae; Streptophyta; Magnoliopsida; Lamiales; Pedaliaceae
Product: UDP-URONIC ACID TRANSPORTER 1
Source: RefSeq, a predicted model, not a curated record
AUGACAACCCACUCACUUGCAUCAAGAGAGCAGGCAAUCUUCAUAACCUGCCUCAUAAUCCUCUGGUACUCCACCAACAUUGGUGUACUCCUCCUCAACAAGUUCCUUCUCUCAAACUAUGGCUUUGCUUUCCCAAUCUUCCUCACAAUGUGCCACAUGUCAGCUUGUGCUCUCCUCAGCUACAUCUCCAUUAUGUUUCUCAAAGUAGUCCAAAUACAGAGGAUCAAAUCCAGGUCCCAGUUCUUGAGAAUUGCCACACUAAGCAUUGUCUUCUGUGGCUCUGUGGUGGGUGGUAAUAUUUCCCUCAAGUACUUGCCCGUGUCAUUUAAUCAGGCUGUGGGUGCAACCACACCGUUUUUUACUGCACUUUUUGCUUAUAUGAUGACCCUUAAGAGGGAGGGUUGGGUUACUUAUGCUUGUCUUGUGCCUGUGGUUGCUGGGGUUGUCAUUGCAAGUGGGGGCGAGCCAAGCUUCCAUUUAUACGGAUUUAUCAUGUGUGUAAGUGCAACAGCAGCUAGAGCGUUUAAGUCCGUGCUUCAAGGGGUUCUCCUUUCUAAUGAAGGGGAACGGUUGAACUCCAUGAAUUUGAUGCUUUACAUGUCACCAAUCGCAGUUGUAGUUUUGCUCCCUAUAGUCCUUGUAAUGGAGCCGAACGUACUUAACGUCGUUGUUUCACUUGGGAUGGAGCAUAAAUUCAUGUGGCCUCUUCUUUUCAUUAAUUCGGCAAUGGCUUAUGGAGCAAACUUGUGCAAUUUCUUAGUGACUAAGCAUACAAGUGCCCUGACUCUCCAGGUUUUAGGCAAUGCAAAAGGCGCCGUGGCCGUGGUUAUUUCCAUACUCCUUUUCCGCAACCCUGUGACGUUCAUCGGCAUUGCUGGUUACACCAUGACUGUCAUGGGAGUUGUAGCUUAUGGAGAAUCCAAGAGGAGAUACAAAUAGCCUUUUCUUGUGCUAUAUUUUUUAGUAGCAUGGAUUCGGGAGAUGGGAAGAUGUGUUGGUAUUAUUUCAACUGUAGAGGGUUAUCUAUCGAGCUCAUUGGGGAUGGGAUGUGUGUUGUUCUAAAGAUAGUCUUGUAAGCAAGUGUUGAAAGGAAUAUGAAGAGUGUGGAGUUUGUGCCUCCCAUUGCAGUUAUAUCUUGUGCAAUUCUUACAUUGCAUGGGAUGGCAACGCAGUGGGUCCACCCCGUCGAGAAAUUUUUGAACUCGAAUCCACCCCAGAUCCGUGAUUUGUUGGGUUGGACCCCUUGGACUCAUAGACGUGAUUAAAAGAUUAUA